AGGUAUAAGGACGUUAGAUUUGAGUAGUCAGUAUGUACAGGGACGUUAGAUUUGAGUAGUCAGUAGGUAUAAGGACGUUAGAUUUGAGUAGUCAGUAGGUAUAAGAACAUUAGAUUUGAGUAGUCAGUAGGUAUAAGGACGUUAGAUUUGAGUAGUCAGUAGGUAUAAGAACAUUAGAUUUGAGUAGUCAGUAGGUAUAAGAACAUUAGAUUUGAGUAGUCAGUAGGUAUAAGGACGUUAGAUUUGAGUAGUCAGUAUGUACAGGGACGUUAGAUUUGAGUAGUCAGUAGGUAUAAGGACGUUAGAUUUGAGUAGUCAGUAGGUAUAAGAACAUUAGAUUUGAGUAGUCAGUAGGUAUAAGGACGUUAGAUUUGAGUAGUCAGUAGGUAUAAGAACAUUAGAUUUGAGUAGUCAGUAGGUAUAAGGACAUUAGAUUUGAGUAGUCAGUAGGUAUAAGGACGUUAGAUUUAAAUAGUCAGUAGGUAUAAGAACAUUAGAUUUGAGUAGUCAGUAGGUAUAGGAACGUUAUAUUUGAGUGGUCAGUAGUUAUAAGGACAUCAGAUUUGAGUAGUCAGUAGGUAUAAGGACGUUUGAUGGAAGCAGGUAUAGGAACGUUAGAUUUGAGUAGUCAGUAGGUAUAAGGACGUUGGAUUUAAGUAGUUAAGGUGUAUGGUUGUUGAGUAGACAGUAAGUUUAGGUAAGUAAUCAGAAAGUAUGGGGAGAGUUAAGAUAAGUAGUAAGUGUAGUAGCCAGAUUGCUGCUGUUGGGUCCUUAAGCAUUUACCCUUCAAUUGCUCAGACUGUAUACUGUAACUGUAAUGUAAGUCGCUUUGGAUAAAGGCGUCUGCUAAAUGCCGUAAAUGUAAAUGUACAUGUGUAGGGUCUGUGUGGUUUGUGACACGACCCUGUGGACAGUGUCUCUUUAAACAGGCUGUGUGGAUGAUUGCAGAUGUAAUGGAUGAGAAAAGGUUUAGCGGCGCUCUUUCUUCAUUCUGCUUCCCUACAUCCAUCCAUCCGUGUCACCGGAUCAGCUCUCAUUACUGCAGCAGCAGCAGCAGCAGCAGCCGCUCUAGUGUACCAGUUACCAGCUCAUGUCUGUUUUCCAUUAUGGAUUUUAAUGUAAAGAAACUGGCAUCAGACGCGGGUGUGUUCUUCACACGGGCUGUUCAGUUUACAGAGGAGAAGUUGGGUCAGGCAGAGAAGACUGAGUUGGACGCUCACCUGGAGAACCUGAUUGCUCGAGGAGAUUGCACCAAGAACUGGACAGAGAAGAUCUUCAGGCAGACUGAGGUGUUGCUGCAGCCCAACCCCAGUGCCCGCAUUGAGGAGUUCCUGUACGAGAAACUGGACAAAAAGCUCCCGACCAGGACGACCAAUGGGGAGCUGCUAGGACAGUACAUGCAGGAUGCUGCCAAAGACUUUGGACCUGGGACUCCUUACGGCAGUACUUUGUACACAGUUGGGGAGUAUCAGAAGAGGCUAGGAGGUGCGGAGAGAGAGUUUUUACAAGCAUCAGCCGUCAGCUUCCUUACCCCUCUACGAAACUUCCUAGAAGGCGACUGGAGAACCAUAUCGAAAGAACGCAGGCUUUUGGAGAACCGCCGCCUCGAUUUAGACGUCUGCAAAGCACGUCUAAAGAAAGCAAAACUGGCCGAAGCCAAGGCUGCUGCUGCACCUGAUUUUCAGGAGACUAGGCCUCGCAAUUAUGUUCUGUCUGCCAGUGCAUCUGCGCUUUGGAGUGAAGAGGUAGAAAAAGCAGAGCAAGAGCUACGAGUGGCUCAGACUGAGUUUGACCGACAGGCGGAGGUGACCCGUCUUCUUCUUGAAGGCAUCAGUAGUACACACGUGAAUCAUUUGCGAUGCCUGCAUGAGUUUGUGGAGGCCCAGGCAGCCUACUUUGCCCAGUGUUACAAGCACAUGCAGGAUUUGCAGAAGGAACUCUGUAGUGCAAAUGGAGAUACGUUUCCUAAUGCCUUUGCUGGAAAUGCUUCCACAUCAGGGAUUUCGGUUCCCUCCACCCUUUCCAGUGCUGCUAUGCCUGGGGCUUCCACUCCCACUGCCUCCUCAGGCUCUUUGGAGCCCACCCCACUGAACAUUGAGGAAGUGAAACCUCCAGCCACAGGUACACGCAAGGCCAAAGUGCUGUACGAUUACGACGCUGCAGACACAAGCGAGCUCUCGCUGUUAGCAGAUGAGUUGAUUACAGUCUACACAGUCCCCGGCAUGGACCCGGACUGGCUCGUUGGAGAGAGGGGGAAUCAGAAAGGCAAGGUGCCUGUCACAUACCUUGAGCUGCUCAGCUAAAUACACAUGUACAAAAUUACACAGAGGGAGAUGCAAAGUCUUUUAGUGCCCUUACAAAAACAGUUUGUCGUGUAUUUAAGCUGUUAGAAGGUUGUCAACAGGCAAAUUCAGUUUGUGAGAAAGCAAAUGAACAUUGCAUGAGCAGACCUAACACUCUGGGACCUAAUGAAUAUUUUUGUAUUACUGUUUGCCUGUAGCUUAUUCAUUUAUUUAACUUCUCUACACUUGAAUGACCUAAGUAAGACCUUAGUUUUAUGACGAUUACUUAAGAGAUAAGUUACCCGUCAGUGCACUGAGAAAGCCAUGAUACACUACAAAGAUAUGAAUAAAGUUUGCUCAGUACCAGUUUUA
Messenger RNA from Trichomycterus rosablanca, 2654 nucleotides. RefSeq names its product SH3-domain GRB2-like endophilin B2b (gene sh3glb2b). Gene Ontology annotation, biological process: membrane organization. Gene Ontology annotation, molecular function: protein binding. Gene Ontology annotation, cellular component: membrane; cytoplasm. The transcript has 12 exons. Lineage: Eukaryota; Metazoa; Chordata; Actinopteri; Siluriformes; Trichomycteridae. The record is from RefSeq and is a predicted model, not a curated record. Bases 939 to 2303 code for a protein of 454 amino acids.